GAACACCGCGAACUUCGAGCGGCUCGGCCGCUGUUUGCUCUGGUUCUUCGGAAGCGAUCUCAUCGCCCCUGCCGGGGUCCGCUACACCCAGGACAUGCUGCAGUCGGACGAGCACUUCCGCAACUAUUGUCGCUAUGCCCUUGCUUUAGGCCAUCACAACGUCCUCUGGCGGUUACCUGAAAUCAAAGCGCCCGCUUUGGUGGUCACGG
Molecule: messenger RNA, 209 nt
Organism: Symbiodinium sp. CCMP2592
Lineage: Eukaryota; Dinophyceae; Suessiales; Symbiodiniaceae
Source: the annotation of a GenBank genome assembly